UGUAAUUUGCUCCAGGCUUGCUGAGGAAUUGUAAUUUGGUUUCGAUUGGUACUCUUUACGGGUCUAUACACGGUACAGCCAUGGGUCGCAAAUUCUUUGUCGGUGGUAAUUGGAAAAUGAACGGUACCAAAAGUGAAAUAGACGGUAUCGUAGCCUUUUUAAAGAAUGGUCCACUUGAUCCAAAUGUUGAGAUUGUUGUUGGAGUGCCAUCAAUAUACCUGACAUAUGUAAAAAGCAUAUUACCUGCCAACGUUAAUAUCAGUGGUCAGAAUGCAUAUAAGGUAACAAAAGGAGCAUAUACUGGAGAAAUUAGUCCUGCUAUGUUAUUGGAUAAUGGAAUCCCUUGGGUAAUUUUGGGUCAUUCGGAACGAAGAAAUGUUUUUGGUGAAACAGAUGAGUUAAUUGCAGACAAAGUAGCUCAUGCCUUAGAAACUGGAGUAAAGGUAAUUGCAUGUAUUGGAGAAAAAUUAGAAGAGCGUGAAGCUGGAAAGACAGAAGAAGUAGUAUUCAGGCAGACUAAAGCUAUUGCAGAUAAAAUCAAAUCCUGGGACAAUGUAGUUGUUGCCUAUGAGCCAGUAUGGGCAAUUGGAACAGGCAAGACAGCCACUCCUCAGCAAGCUCAAGAGGUACAUGAGAAACUGAGGCAGUGGUUUUCCCAAAAUGUUAAUGCAACGGUCGCUGAAAAUGUUAGAAUUAUUUAUGGAGGAUCAGUGACAGCAGAAAAUGCAAAAGAUUUAGCAAAGGAAAAAGAUAUCGAUGGAUUUCUAGUUGGAGGAGCAUCUUUGAAACCUGACUUUGUACAAAUUGUUAAUGCUAAACAGUGAGAUCAAUAUUGCCAGUUGUACAAAAAUGUUGCUUGUUAAUUAUAACAUACUGAGAACCUGUUUCACAAAAUGUUAUAAAAAAUUAACUUAUAUUCGUUUAUUCCAUAGAGAAGAAGUAUCAAUGAUGAAAUGUUGCUGCGAUGAAAUAUAAUAUUGAAAUUAAU
Dufourea novaeangliae is the source of this 988-nucleotide messenger RNA. RefSeq names its product triosephosphate isomerase (gene Tpi). Gene Ontology annotation, molecular function: triose-phosphate isomerase activity. The transcript has 3 exons. Gene Ontology annotation, cellular component: cytosol. Lineage: Eukaryota; Metazoa; Arthropoda; Insecta; Hymenoptera; Halictidae. Gene Ontology annotation, biological process: gluconeogenesis; glycolytic process; glyceraldehyde-3-phosphate biosynthetic process. The coding region runs from base 81 to 824 and encodes 247 amino acids. The record is from RefSeq and is a predicted model, not a curated record.